Ictidomys tridecemlineatus (thirteen-lined ground squirrel) is the source of this 2021-nucleotide messenger RNA. RefSeq names its product iron-sulfur cluster assembly 1 (gene Isca1). The record is from RefSeq and is a predicted model, not a curated record. Lineage: Eukaryota; Metazoa; Chordata; Mammalia; Rodentia; Sciuridae. Gene Ontology annotation, biological process: iron-sulfur cluster assembly. Gene Ontology annotation, cellular component: cytoplasm; mitochondrion. Gene Ontology annotation, molecular function: 2 iron, 2 sulfur cluster binding.
GCUGUGCGCCGGAGCUUGUGGCGUCAAUGCGCCCGCGGUGUCCAUGGAGAGAGGUUGGGGUGGCUGAGCUCCGGCCCGAGGCACCCGGGCGCCGGGACGGCGAAGAUGUCGGCCUCGUUAGUCCGGGCCACUGUCCGGGCUGUGAGCAAGAGGAAGCUGCAGCCCACCCGAGCCGCCCUCACCCUGACACCUUCAGCAGUAAACAAGAUAAAACAGCUUCUUAAAGAUAAGCCUGAGCACGUAGGUGUGAAAGUCGGUGUCCGAACUAGGGGUUGUAAUGGCCUUUCUUACACUCUGGAAUAUACAAAGACAAAGGGAGAUUCUGAUGAAGAAGUUGUUCAAGAUGGAGUCAGAGUGUUCAUCGAAAAGAAAGCACAGCUGACACUUUUAGGAACAGAAAUGGACUAUGUUGAAGACAAAUUAUCCAGUGAGUUUGUCUUCAAUAACCCAAACAUCAAAGGAACUUGUGGCUGUGGAGAAAGCUUUAAUAUUUGAAACCUCAGGACUCCUCUGGCUGUAAACUCCAGGAAAGCUUGCUGAAACCUUGGAGCUUGCUGAAGAAAUCAUGUCACUGUCACAUGCCUAAGGUUUAUAAUAUGUGGCCACCUUGUGAGGAAAAUAAAGUGAUGCAUUUUGAAAAUGGAAGCCAAUAUGUUAGAUUCCAGAAGACAUGAUAUUUAUUCUCCAUAUGGGGCAGAAAAUGAGAAGCCAUUGCUCUUUUUGGAUCAUUGUUAUGUAAAGAAAAAAAUCCUACCCUACACUUAAUUCUCGUAUUCCUUUCUGUUAGAACCAGUUUCAAUAAUACUGCCUCCCUGACAGUAAUUCACAAAACAGGUAAUGUGCUUGCUAAAUUUGUAUCAAAUGGCUUGAAUGUGCAUCUCCAUGGGCAUUUUCCCAACCAGAUUAGUGGUUCCCAAAACUCAGAGGUGAGAAGUCCUUGACUACUGAUAGUAACAUGGCAGUGCAUUGUUUUUCUACCCAUAUUGGCAUGACCUCUUUUUUUACAUUUUUAUCAAAAUUGUCAAAUGCCUCAUUUGUAUACCCUUCAACAGUACUAGGAAAAAGACUUCCUUAAAGUGUAGUGCAGAAUAGUUCCAAAUGAUGAGAGAAAAAAGUGAGGAAUAUUUUAUCCACCUGUUUUACGACUUUUUUUUUUUCCAUCCUAAGAGUCUGCUCAAAGCCUACUUAGAUUCUUUUAGUUGUAAGGUCUCUUAAAAACCAUCUAACCCAUUCCCCUCAAUUCUAUAUAGGAAGAAACAAACUCCAGGGAAGCUGAAGGCCACUUGUCCACAUUGCUCUGCAACUAGGAGAGAGCUUGGGCCCUACCCCAUCACCUCAUCCUCAUAGGGAACACUUGUGCUCAGCUUUCCAAGGCAGUGAAGGGAAAUGAUAGUGUGGCUUAAUCUGGUCAACAUUUGGAUAGAGUUUCCUUUAUAAGUUGAUGAGAUCCUAUUGUGUUUUAUUUUGAGAGAGGGGACAAAUAUUAUUUUAAGUCUUUUUUAUGUGAAUCACCAUCUUGUUUCUUUAAAACUUAGAAACACUGGUCUACACUAGUAGAGAAUAUAUUACAGCAGCCCAGACCACUCCAUUCUUUUAAGGUAUAAUAGUGACUAUAAACCAGAACAUGGGGGUCUUUACUUAAAAUUCUCAUGUGUACACUUUCUGGUUCCUAGGUCCAAUUGCUAAAAUUUUUAAAUAUUACAUUUUGAUCACCAACUUUUCUUUUAAAGAAGCCCUUUUUUCACUUAGUCUACUGAUUUUCCUGGGUUUGACAUAUUAAAUAUUCUCUAAGAUGAUAUGCUUUUUUUGAAAGCUGAUUCUCAUGAAUUAAAGUAGCUGAGUUCCUUUGUGUUUGUCCAAUUUACUAAAGUAUCUGACACAAAAUGCACCAAAACUUAGAGCAGCAGUUCCAUGUAUAUGUUCAUGAGUUUGUAUUGAUAAUAUAAUUGUUGAUCUACUCAUAAUUUGUGCAAUACUGUAUGUAGAGAUUGAGUUAUCAAUUAAAAAAAAUGUGGCCUCUA